CCGUCCCGCCCCGCGGCCUCCGCUAAAGCGACCCGCGCUCGCUGGCAGACGCGCUCUUCUGUGCACUCGCCGGCGUCUUUCCAUCCGUCCGUGCGUCUGUUUGUCCGUCUGUCAGCCGUCCCCAGCCGCCCGCGCCAUGGACGCCAAGGUCGUCGCCGUGCUGGCCCUCGUGCUGGCUGCGCUCUGCCUCGGAGACGGGAAACCCGUCAGCCUGAGUUACAGAUGUCCCUGCCGCUUCUUUGAGAGCCACGUGGCCAGAGCCAAUGUCAAGCACCUCAAAAUCCUCAACACUCCCAACUGUGCCCUUCAGAUUGUCGCCAGGCUGAAGAACAAUAACAGGCAGGUGUGCAUCGACCCGAAGCUGAAGUGGAUCCAGGAGUACCUGGAGAAGGCUUUAAACAAGGGGCGCAGAGAAGACAAAAUGGGGAAAAAAGAAAAGAUAGGAAAAAAGAAGCGACAGAAGAAGAGAAAGGCUGCCCAGAAAAGGAAAAACUAGUUAUCUGCCAGCUGGAUGGACCGCAGUGCUUCCCGCUCGCUCUCGGCGCUUUAUAAACCCGCUGUCCCCUGGCCCGGUGACCCACAUGCUGGGCCGCGCUCUGCCACCCUUUCUGUGCUCCUUAAGGCCCUGCUGGCCUGCUAAGUUAUGAAGACAGUAAUUGUUCAGAGACUGUGUGCUUAGGAUGCUCCUAGCAUGGCAGGUCCAGCCCAGGCCACCCAGCUCUGUGCCUUAGGUUGCCCGUCCCCACGGGGACCCAAAGUGCUGCCUGGCCAGCAGUGUCCACGGCCCACUGGCCCUGAGAGGUGUCCUGUGCCUCCACCUGUCACUUCAAUCUGCAGUUCCUGCAGCCUUCUCAGGACGGGCCUUGGCCCAUUGGCCCCUGUGGCCCAGCCCUCUCCUCCCCUACCUCCCCAGGUCCCUGCUCCCUGCCAGGCUGGACAGAGGCCUCACCUGCAAGUUCGGGGGUUAUGCAGUGGUGUGGGGUGCACAGGAGCAGAUAGAAAUGUAGAUGCUUCCCUGGAAGGAUUCUCUUUUGGUGCUUACUCCAGAGUUGUGGAAUGGGUCCUCCAUGCUGGGGACAGAUAUGUGCAGGGUGUGCAGCUGUGGGGUCUCCCCUCCCUCGUGCUGAGAAGGGCUCCAGCACAGUCAGUCCCCACCAAAGGGAAACAUCUGCCUGCACUGAGUCUGCUUCUGUUCUAGAACUUUCCUCCCCACCCCCUUGAUGUCUGAGAAUUUGGCCAAGUCUCUCAUUUAGACAGGAGGAUGGGCCUGUGGGAGGAGGCAAGUCAUGAAAAUGAGCGUCUCCAAUCGUGGACCCUUGUCCCCUUCCACCAGUACCCCCUUCCCAAGGCUGGAGGGUGCAACUGGGGGACUGGGCUCAGGGUGCUGGGUCCCUAUGCGCCGGGGGAGGUAACAGAACACACAGCCAUCCACCUCCAGUGAGGAUGUUCUCACAGCAAGGCAUCUGUGUGGUCACUACCCGUGCUGCCUGGUCAGCUUUCCCAGCAGCACUGCUCUUGGUGGCUGUGGGGACAGCAGGCUCCAGCCUCUAGGUGAAUAGAUAUCCACCAGAUCCCUUCCCCACUCCUGGGCGUUUUUCCGCAGAAGCCGGCACUUUUCUCUUGGGACUCAUCAAGGUAUCCUUGCUCUUACUAAGUAAGCCCUCCAGUGGCACCCCGUACAGGAACCACUGCAGGGUAGGAACAAGUGAAUUCCCCUGGCCUCUCCGUCUCAGGAGAGUCUCAUGACGCCCCCAAGGGCCAUACCCUGUGGCUGAAGACCCUCCUCUGAAGAGCAGAAGACCCUGCCUGGAUCCUCUGGGGGAAACCAGGAGUCCAGUCACAGCCAGGUGAGGGGCGUGGGCCACCGUGUGCCACCUGGCCCGGCGACUCCCAGGAGAUUCCUGGGGCCACUUCUGGCUCCUGGAGACCACCAAAGUGGCACAACACCAGCCAAGAGAUACCAAGGACAGUUGUGGGGCUGAUGGAAGUCGGAAGUGCCUCUCCUCCAGACCUCCGAGCAUGCGGUGCCCGCCCCACCCUGACCUGGCUGGGAUGGACUUGUGGCCUCUGCUGGAGGCCAUGCAUGGGCCUUGUCCUGUGUUCCGUGUACCAUGCCUUGUGCUGCUGGUCAUCUGUCCGCUGUCCUGUCAUUUCUGGUGCUCCCUAUCCCGCUUUGGCCUGCUUGUCCCCGCCCCCUUGCAUCCUGCCUGCCCUGUCCCACAGGGUGACCGGACCACAAGCUAUGCGGGCCUUGCAAAGCCCCUUUAAUGGUGUCUCCUCUGUUCUGUUAACAGGAGGUUCAAGAUGUGAGAGGUGGGCGAGACGCCUGCGAACCUUACAGGAGCCCAGGCCUGCAGUCAGUGUUAGGGAGGGGCCGGUGUCCCGCUCCUGGGCAGGACCGGACACGGGGCUAAGGGCUUCGUUUGCACAGCUCCCCUACCCUCACCAUUGAUUCUGUAGCAGAACUCAUGGUGUUUAUUUCUCAUUUAGUUUGAUUAUCCAGUGUUAUCGUGGCAGAUAGGAACUCAAGCUAAGGCCAUUAUGUUAUUUGCUUUAUUAUAAUAUCUUUCCCGUGAAGCCGCCCCCCCCAACCCUUGUGAGCUUUGGAUCCAGGUUGAGAUGGGAGGUUCACCCCUGUCCCAGUAGAUGGGCCUGCCUCCUUCCCUCAGAUUGUGAACAGCAGGGCUCCCCAGGCCACGCAGGCUGGCUCAGAGCAGAGACCACAGACCUCCUGCCGCUCCCUCUCACCCAUCGCUGUGCUCCUCAUUCUGUGUCUCAUCCAUCCAUCCGUCCAUCCAUCCACCCAUCGUCCUGUGUCUCAAGACUGUCUCCGUCACCCUGAAAAGGAUGCUCUCCAGAUCAAAGCUUUCGCUCCCAUUGGGCACCGAGAGGGAAGCCAAGUGCCCGUGAAACACUGUAUGCGCCUCUGUCUUGUGCAGGGGGACCCCCUGUCUGCAGUCCACUUCUGUGUCCCCAGUCAUAGCCAGACUCCCGCACUGUAACCCCUGUCUGGGUGCAUGUGCUGCCUCUUCCUGGUGUGCAAAGGCUGAGCGUGGGGAGAUGCCCUAGGGCCUCUGCCUGGUUCCCAGUGCUGACUAACUGACUCAAACAGCCUCAGUUUCCCCAUGGGCCCAGCAGACAGAGCCUGAGGGAACAUGGGUGGCAGCAGUGCUGACCCCAGCCCUGCCGACUCAAGAUGCUGCUGCAGCUGCUGCUGCCUGGGUUGCAGAGUUCUGACUCAGUGCUGUUUAGGACACGACAAGAAUUCACCUUAUUAUUAUUUUCAGGAUGCAACCUGUACUAGUCCCAGAGUGAAGACCCUCCUGGGUUAGUGUCUGACCUCACCCCCAGCAGGGUUGCCCAUUUCUCUUGUAUCCCUGGCCCAGCAUCUCCAGCAGGGCACUCGCUCCUUCAGGAAAGCGGCCCAAAUCCCUGGAUUUGGAGUGUGGACCAAGAGCAAUCAGUGUGCAGUGCUGCUCAAAACUUUCUGUCCACUCUCCCUGCAGUCAGCCUCUCCGAUCCCAAUGGAAGAUGCCCGUAAAAUUCUUUAAAUGGAGAAGGUGCAGAAAGGAGGGGCAAGUCCCAAGUCGUGAGUAUCUGAUCGGUAACAGGGACCGGGCCUUUCCAUAAAUGGACUCUUAGUAGAAGCAGGAGGCAAAUCUAUCCACCAGAAGUUCCCCCUAAUUGAAACAAGAAUUUAAGAUCUCAAGCCAGCCAACGUGAAGGCUAGAGAAGGUCUAUUAGUUCCUGGUAUUAGAACUAAUUUCCAAGCUGUGUUUGAAAUUGACUCAUCACUACAGUGACUCUGAGUUAUCCCAGAGAUGACCAGACCUCAGUGGACAGUGGCUCUCCAGGUAGACCGAGAUAUUUAAAUCCUUUAUGGAAAAUUCAGAAAAUGCUUUCCUAGACCCAGGACCACCCAUUGAGUCAAACCUCUUGCUCCCAGGACUAGCAGGAGUCCAGAUCCCACCACACUGAGGCAGUCACCUCUGUGCCCCCUCCCCAGGGGACAGCAGAUCAGAGCAGAGCGCCAUUUGUGUGACAAUUCAUCCCUGCCGAGGAGCUGCCCCUGCCAGGAGACUGACUGGCUGUAGCGAAUUCAUUUCAGUGGUCCAUUUGCAAAGGAAAAGUCUUCCCAGUCUAAUCCCUUUGCUUCAGAGUCAAGUUCUCUGCACCCAGGAGCUGUGACUGGGGACAGCAGCUGUCCCCCCUCAUUCCCUGGUCUCUGCGACCCGUGCUUCUCAGCUGCCAGCCUUUGCACCGGUUGGGAAGGGGCUGGGGGCUGUGGUUGUGUUGUGUGUGGGCGUCCAAAUCUGUGCCUUGUGUCCUUUAUACCAUUGUCUGUCCUCUGCCAGCCACUGAGACCCCAGCAAGGGUGCGUGUAUCCUGGAAAGGAAGAGGUUGGGCUCUAAAGAACAGAGGCCAUCUGUCUGUGUGUCAGGAGUCCCGAGGCCUGAGUCCCCACCCACAAGACCCUGUCUGCUCCUCCAUGGUGCGAUUCUGUCUCUGGUUUUUCACCCAUAAGGGGCUUCCAACCUGGGAACCAACCAAGCACCCUUCUGGAAGAUGGGCCCUGAUUCCUCUAUGCAGUUUCCCUGACCAUCCUGAAGGAAGCCCAGCCCAGAACUGCUCCCAGAAACCCUCAGCUCCCCAAGGCUGACCGUGGCAUUGAUCCGCAGCCUUGCUGAGCGCUCAGUGGCUGAGCAGAGAUGGGUUCCAUGUUCAAUGUGAUGAAUACUGUAUCUGUGUUGUCAGUCGCAUCUCCCGAUAAUGUGAAGCUGGCCCAGGAGAAGGCAUCCCUGUGCAAAAGUGUGCUUCUUUUUUUUUAAACAAGUCUUUGAGAAGCAGCAAUUUCUACUCUGAAGUCAUAUCAGUCUGAAAAGAUAUAUGUGCACUUAACAGUUUCCUAAUAAAAGUAUGCAGAUGGAACCAC
Molecule: messenger RNA, 4933 nt
Organism: Cavia porcellus (domestic guinea pig)
Lineage: Eukaryota; Metazoa; Chordata; Mammalia; Rodentia; Caviidae
Gene: Cxcl12
Product: C-X-C motif chemokine ligand 12
Exons: 4
Coding region: 137-496 (119 amino acids)
Biological process (GO): defense response; chemotaxis; immune response
Cellular component (GO): extracellular region
Molecular function (GO): chemokine activity
Source: RefSeq, a predicted model, not a curated record